Pseudocercospora fijiensis CIRAD86 is the source of this 3681-nucleotide messenger RNA. RefSeq lists its product as uncharacterized. The transcript has 4 exons. The coding region runs from base 1 to 3681 and encodes 1226 amino acids. The record is from RefSeq and is a predicted model, not a curated record. Gene Ontology annotation, molecular function: acyltransferase activity, transferring groups other than amino-acyl groups. NCBI's taxonomy places the organism in Eukaryota, Fungi, Ascomycota, Dothideomycetes, Mycosphaerellales, Mycosphaerellaceae.
AUGAGAAGAUGGACCGCCCGGGGGCUGCGUCCAGCUGCAUCGCGAGUAUGGCAAUGGCCGUCCAGCAGGCUGCCUGCACGUCGCGGCGCACUUUCACCUUUUCACACUGCCGCACCACGUCCUGCACCACUCGGCACCAUCCGCAUCCGACGACAUGGAGAUAGUGUCUUUGAGAAAAUAUCUCGGCCUGAGCGAACGAUUGAUGCCUGGGCCGCAUUGAUCGAUGGUGCAUUGCCUCCGCACCUGAGAGAUCCACAGGUCACGCCGCCUGCAUCGACAUUGAGUGCCGGUGAGGUCGCCGAAAUUCUCUGGGCCGCGCAGUACCCCAGGAAUCGUGACGACGAGGCUUUUGAUAUCCUCUACCAUUUGGGCAUCCAUCAGAACAGGUGGAAUGCUGUCGUGUGGCUGAUCAAAAAGCUCGUCGACAAAUUCCCCGCACGACAUGGCCGCAGUCCGAAAUAUGCGCAUAUGAGCAGUGCGUGGCAGUCCGCAGACAGGUCUUUGGCAGACUUGACCGACAGAAUGACCAACGGGCCGGUCAACGUGGAACUACCUGGUGUAUCGCCUGGACCUGGAUCAUCACGCCGCCCUACACUGGAUGAGCUCACCGUUACGAAAGAGAACACAAUGCCUCUAGAAGUCAUCGCCCACAAUGCCCUUGGGCAAGUCUGGAGGACUCUGGGCGCCAUGACCCAGGCCUGUACUGGGAGCGAGAUCCGAUCCGAGGUCUUGGAGAUCAUAGCCUAUCUGCACCACCAAGAAGUCAUGCCAAUGUCAAUCUACCAGGCCAACGCCAAUCCAGACAAAAGCACUAUUCAGCAGCCGCCCUUGCUACCGCUGCUGUCUUCCAGGAUCUUGACAUCCUUGUCAGACGCCGCGUGGAGAGCGCACCAAAAACUGGUCAUAGAGGAAGCCAAGGCCACGGGAAGCGAGUUCUCCUCUCUUCGACCCGAGCUCCUGGGGUCAGCUUAUCGUGUUAAUGUCGCAGGCUUGCGGCCUGAAGUCUGGAUGGAGCUCAUUCUGUGGUCGUGCCUACAUGGUGGCUGGAUUCGACAAGGCGUUGAGAUCCUCCAGGCGCUUGUCAAAUCGCGGCAAUGGAAGCCUCUUUCAUGGGCACAAUACGAGAAACAGCUACCGCCAGAGGCGGCAACCACGUCAAAGGAGUGGAGUGCGUGGGAGUAUCUUUUCAAAACGCGUUCGACCUCCUCAAUGGAUGCACCUCCUGAGCCUAAGCAGUCUAUCGAGCGGACUAUCAGCGGGGAGCUUGUCAGUGCGUACAUCGAUGCUGUUGCGACCAGUGCAGACGUUGGUGUCGGCACACGUGGCAUGCAAAUUGAUGAAGUGGUCACUGUUCUGGCUGAGCUGAAGUGGUUCUUGCUGCAAAGCCGGCAGAAUCUGAGCUUUGGAACGUGGGAAUCGGUCAUCAUUCGCCUGCUUGAGCUGGGCAGCAUCACUCCAGAACACGACCACGUUUUACUACGAUCCGCUAUAUACUCGUCUGCUGGCGGAGGUUUUGGUCAAAGUCUGUAUGGCAGCAAUACCAACGACCUGCCUGCUUACGUUUUGGAUGGAACUGCGGCGUCAUUGGGGCUCUUGCACCGAUCCCUUCGUGGCCAAAUCUCAGCAAACAACCUGGAGUCUGCGCUCGAGGUGUUUUCUAUGAUACAGAAAUUGACCGACCUGGACAAGAGCCGCUCUGUAACCACAUUUUUUGGCACGGACCGCGAAAAUCUGCUCGGCAAGAAUAUCAAGCCCCCAAAGCCGGCGUCUUCUCUCUUCCGCUCGUUGCAACAGCAUGGCUUAUUCACAAGCAAUCUCAGUAGCAUCGAUUACCCGACCUUCAACGUCCAGAUCCCUCCAAACAUACUUGGUCCAUUUCUUGAACUGGUAUGCGAUGCAGAAGCCUUUGAUUUUGGUCACUGGCUGUUGUACAGCACUGACAUCGAUGGCCCAGUCAUACCGGUAUCCCUGUAUGACGAUCCUUUUGUGCAGCCGGGAAUUGUGCGCUUAGCCGCAGAGACCGACGACAAAGUCUUACUGGAAAAUCUCAAGCAACUGAAGCUGUCGAGACGCUCAAUGCGCAGUAUCAUCUCGACGCAAUUCAGAAUGUACCGCUGGGACGCUGCGACUCGUGUUCUCUCGCAUCUCGCUACCACGAGGGGAUCGAAGUGGGACAUGACAAAUCUCGCCCAGCUCAUUAGACACGUGCUCGUCCUCGCCAGACAAUCGGAAUCUGGCGAUCCUGAAUCACAACAGCACCUAGAUCGCGCCAAGCAUAUCAUGACGGAUAUGUUGGCUCUCCGUUAUCACGGAUGGUCGACUAUAGAGCAAGAACGGCUUAUUCCCAUGCAGUCAGUGCUCACAGUCCUCGCUGCAGUCGAUCAAUCCUGGGCGAGGUUCUGCUCUGGAAUUCGUGUUUAUCGAGGUCAUCACGACCUCCAUUUGGAAACCAGAGACUUCAACAUCAUCCUAGACGGCGUGGUAAAAGCCUAUGGCUCCCGAGCAGGUCGUCACCUCCUGGAUAUCUUUUGGCCUCACGCCGUACGAAGAUCUAUCGACGCGGGAGUUGUGUUCACUCGUCACAGGCGAGCCAAGAAACAAGUGCCGCGAUUCCGCCCCGAAAUCAUGGCCAGUAUCAAACGCCAGCGGAUAGUAGUCAACAUUGAUGGAAGCAGAGCAGGGGAUCUAGUGGUGUAUGGUGCAGUGAUACCCAACGCUGGAACUGUCUUCACUAUACUUGGCAAGGCCCUCGAGGAAUUUGAAGCUGCUGGCUUUGACGAAGCAAGAAGUAGUCAAGAAAUCCAUGCUGAUCCGCCCAGCGAUGCGGACAGCGAAAGGGACCUAACGCCAACAGGUAUGGUUGAAUGGGCUGUGCGGCGCUUGGCUGAGCUGCCCGAUGUUGAGGCAAGUGUCGUGGACAAGCUAGACCGUUUCCUUGCGAAAUAUGGCUUAGAGCACGUGCGGCAACGACUUCCUGAAGUGUAUCGCAUGGUUGACGAGGAGCAGCUAUAUGACGAUAACCAUGACGGCGAAGACACUUGCGGCGAGAAUGCAGUGCAAGACGGCAUCGCAUUGGACGAGUCAAUUGCAACAGCCAAAUUUCGAGCCAAAUACUUUAGCUUCAAAGCAAGCAUUGUACCACGCCAAGCCACUCCCAAACUAUCCCGUCCCAUCCAGAAAACCGAAAACAUGAAAAUCUCAAUCCUCCCCGCCAUCGAAAAGGACAUUCCUUCGCUCGUCCACAUCGAACUCGAAGCCUUCCGCUCCCAUCCCCGAAUUCCCAUCCUAUGGCCCAACGGCUACCAACCCGACGUCUACACCUUCUACUCCUCCAGAAAACUCCAAGAAUUACACGAUCCAAACACUCAUCUGUUAAAAGCCAUCGACGAAGAAACCGGACAGAUAGUUGGAGCUUCGGAAAUCAAGUUCUGCUUAGAUCCUGAGAAGAACGCCACAGAGAUUUCACCCUUGAGUAAAGGGAUCGGUUCGAAGUUGAUCCAGUGGUCGAUGAACGAGGCAGAUCGAUGGGGAGUUCCACUUGCCCUGGAGUCGACGCCGAAGGGUCUUGCGCUGUAUGGAAAGUCGGGUUUUGUGGAGGUUGAGAGGAUUUUGGUUGAUAUGAAGAUGUUUGGAUGGGAGGAGGACACAAAGGACAUAAACAGCAAAUCUCUCUGUCGAUGA